AUGUCGAAAAGUCCCGGCGGAGACGGGGACCUCCCCCCGUCAUACAACGAAGCCACGACAUCGUACGAUGCACCACCAUCAUUUCGUCCCGACUCGUCGGUCUCAACAACCCUCAAUAACCUCUCUUCCCUCCUCCGCGAGACCCAGGCCCAACAGACCGCCCGCGACACCGUCACAACGACAAACCUUCUCCCACUGCUCACCCCUCACAUCACGUCGCUCCUAACCCGCCUUGGAACAACGCCCCACCCGCCGGUAUCAACAGAGCUCUAUCUCGUGCCUGCAGCAGCCGUCGGUCCAGAAUGGAUCAUCGCCUCAGACGCCGACCCGAAGUCAGGACAGGUUGCGGAAGUCAUCCGCGUGGAACCGGAGCCCGAUCCCGAUUCAAAGGCAGGGGGUGGCACGAAGCGUCAAAGCGCGGGCUCAGCCUCAGCCACGGGAAAUGCAGUCGCAGGCUCGUCAUAUGAAUUUGACGAAUGGGGCCGUUGGGACGACGACAGUCGUCACAACACAGGUUCGUCAUCGAGGGAGGGAGAAUGGUGGUGGAGCGACGAGGGCCUGGCCCGCCGUCUCGCGAAACGGCUACAGCCUGAACCGAAACUCGACCGCACCGUCGUCCGCGCCGUGGUCGAACAGGCAAAGGAAGACAAAAAAGCCGGCCGGUGGGGGCUUUUCAGGUCCGGUGCAGAGCCUUCGUCGCCUCUGUCGUCCUCUUUGAACCUACCGCUUCCUCGGCAGUUUGCAACGCCCAUGCCGCCACCGGCAAUGCCCGAAGAGAUUGUUUCCAUGACGGUGCGUGCGGAAGAAGUUACCUUUCGUCGGGAGAAUGAAAUGGGGAUAUGGGAGAGCAUGCGCGGAUUCGGAAUUGUGGCGAGGGUGAGGAUACGAAGGACGUGA
This is a messenger RNA of Colletotrichum orchidophilum, 897 nucleotides long. RefSeq lists its product as uncharacterized. The coding region runs from base 1 to 897 and encodes 298 amino acids. The record is from RefSeq and is a predicted model, not a curated record. The transcript has a single exon. Lineage: Eukaryota; Fungi; Ascomycota; Sordariomycetes; Glomerellales; Glomerellaceae.